Molecule: messenger RNA, 834 nt
Organism: Lotus japonicus
Lineage: Eukaryota; Viridiplantae; Streptophyta; Magnoliopsida; Fabales; Fabaceae
Exons: 2
Coding region: 430-834 (134 amino acids)
Source: RefSeq, a predicted model, not a curated record
AAUCCCUAGGGGUAGAACUUAUAGUUGUCUGCUGAAAAGAAGGAAUCCAAGGAAGAUUGAUACUCCAAUCCACAUUGCAAAGGAUUGGUAUCAAUAUGUGAAGGAUCAUGAGUUGAAGUAUAGGGAUGUUGUGCACUUUAGGCCAGUUAGCACUCACAACAAUUUGGUUAAUGUUACCAUUUCCCGUGGGCAGCCGUCGUGAGUUUGAUGUUUUGUUGAUUUCCUAUUAAUGUUUUCAGUUUGGACCUUGUAUGUUUUGCCUUUGUUUUGUGCAACUUUUGGACUGGCUUGAUGCCCCUGGCUUGUUAGACCUUUUUGGAUAUGUUUUGUGCAACUUGGUGUUUUAUGGAUCUUAGUUAAUCAAUGACUUUAUAUGUUAUUAAGGUUUCAAUUAUUUACUUAUUAGUAUAUUUCUGUAGUGUAUAAUAUAUGGCAUCUCAAUCAUUCUCUUCGACACAAAGAAGAAAUGGGAUUGCUGAUGGAAGGCUCUGUACUUGCGGCCUUACCCCAGCCCUAAAGACUUCAUGGUCUAGUAGUUAUUAUGGACGAAGAUAUUUUCAAUGUCCUUUGAAGGCUUGUGGGUAUUAUGAUUGGCUUGAUCCCCCUGUGCAUGGGCAAGUUGUUGAAGCCCCCAUGACUGCUGCUGUGACUCCUGGUAAAGUUGUUCAAGCCCCCAUGACUGCUGCUGUGACUCCUGGUCAAGUUGAUGAUUGCUUUGAAGGAUUAAAGAGGGCAGAAGCUUUGAUCUCUGACUACAAGAGAAGGGAACAAAUGUAUUUCAUCGUUGUUGUUGUCUCUUUGGUAGUUGCUGUGCUACUUAUUUUGUUUAAGUGA